UACGAAAGACAAUUAUUACACCAACCCUCGUUACUUUAUUCGUGUAAUAAUACGAAAAAUUACCGUUUUAUCAUUUACAGCUGUACUUAACGCAAAAAAGGAAAUUCUUAAACGAAAAAGGAAACAAUGAACACGAUAAAUGUUUAUAAAAAGGACAAAAUAAAUAUUUAGUAAAAUAUGGAAAUACCUACGAAAAAAGGAAAUAUGGAAACUUUUACGAAAAUGAAAAAAAGGAAAUUUAACUCUAUCUUUUCUCUAUGGAUUUCCAACGUUAAAACCCCUCAACUAAGUUUAUUUUGGGUAAAAACCCUCAAACUAAAUAUUUAAUGAAAAAACCCUCAAACUAACGUUAUUUAAUGAAUUAAACCCUAACAGAUCAUAAUUACCAUUACUACCGGUAAAUCUUUAAUUUAGGGGUUUCUACAUUAAGUAAACAUAGUUGAGGGGUUUUACCAUUAAAAUUUAAAAAACAAAAAAAAUCAAAAUUUUAUAAUAUUAUUUAAAAAUUAGUAACUUUUUUUUGACAACAUAAGCGAGAACUAAGUAACUGAACCGCGCGAUUCAGAAAGCCAAACAGAAAGUAUUGAAUCGACAUAUAACAUAGCUGAAGGAGAACUCCUCGCACCACUUGCACGCUUGUCCGCCAUAGUAUUUUGUGCUCUUGGAAUAUGUCUGAUCCGGAAGUUAGAGAAGAAAGUCUUACUGCGUCUAAAUUCUUUAUAUAAUUUUUGUUAUAUUUUCUCAGUUUUUACAUUUUUAAUUUAUACAUAUAUAAUGUUGAUGUUAAAAACACGUCAAACUCAUAUAUUUACAAAAAAGAAUUAAAAAUGCCAAUUUUAAAAAUUUAAGUUACUAAUUUUUAGAUAAUAUUAUAAAAUUUUGAUUUUUUUUUACUUUUAAAGGUAAAGCCCCUCAACUAUGUUGUGUUAUUGAAUUAAGAAUUCAAUAGAAUUCAAUGUAACUGUAAUUAGAGUCUUUCAGUGGAUUUGAUUGGAUUCUUUACAAGAUAAAGAUGAAUUUUAGUGGAGUUUAUCGUAAGUCAAAUGGAAAAUAAAUUCAGUUUCAAACGUUUAAGUUCAACCGUUUUUGUCUGCAUCUUCAUUUAUUUGGGUUCAGAUUAAAACCUAAUCCAAACAGGUUUGCUUUCUAAUUACUUUGCCAAGUUGAACUUGAUGAAACUCAAAAUCCAAGCAAUAAGGGGAUGAUUGGUAAGUGCUGUAGCUUUAUAUUUUUUGCUGUAAAAUUUAAUCUGUAGAUUUAUUUGUUGUAGCUUUCCUUGCUGUAGAUUUCUAAAGCACUAAUUUUUUACUUUGGAAAUAAAGCUCUCUACAGCCAUAUUUUGAUUUUGCAGAGAUUUUUUUGCUGUGAGUUUUUUAAGGAAAGCAAAGCUCGAUUGGUUGAUAUAUAUAGCUGUAGACUAAAUUUUGGCUGUCCAGAGCAUCUACAGCCCCAACCAAUCAUCCCCUAAGUGUCAGAUUUUGUUUACUCUUAUCUUUCGUACAAUUUUACAUUCAAUUCCAUUAAAACUAAAUUCCAAUAAAAUCUCAUGAAGAUUGAAUAACAGGUGAUUUGAAUUCUCUCUAACAAGUACUCAAUCCAAUAACAGUGGAUUUCCCUUAAGAUUUGAAUUCUAUUAAUUUCCAUUGAAUGCACUAAUUCAAUAACACCCACUUAAUGUAGAAACCUCUAAACUAAAAAUUUACCGGUAGUAUUGGUAAUUAUGAGCUGUUAGGGUUUACUUCAUUAAAUAAAGUUAGUUUGGAUCUUUUACGUUAAAUACUUUAAUUCGGAGGUUUUUACCCAAAACAAACUUAGUUGAUGGAUUUUAACGUUAAAAAUCCUUUAUCUAUAUAUCACAACCUAACAGUACACGUUUAUCUCUGUGAAUUGCUACUGUUACUUUUGUUCAUCUCUAUAAACUCUUAAGUGAUCUUUGUGUGUUCUAAUAAGAUGAAAUUUCGCGCCAUAUUUUCGAGUAAAUGUCUCCGUCAAGGAAUCUCAACGGUUUACCCUGCGAUGACUUUCCUACCACGACCCUCCUCCUCUACGAUGAUGAUCAAAUCUCAAUCAGAAGAAAACCUAAGCAAACUAAGCGACUGUAUGGAAAACAUGGACGACGAUGUCUCGAAGAUGUUCAUGGAGUGUCAUCAGACAGACUUCCGCCAUGACCCCGAGCUGCUUCGUCUUCUCAGCGAUUAUUUCACCACGAGCAAAUCAGUCACCGAGCUCUGCGAGUCUCUGCGUAAGUGCUUGGAGAGAGCCGAACGGGACGAGUGCUUCUUGAUCGACGAGACGUUGCGUGAUUUCCACGAGGAGAAGAACGGUUACGGCGGUUUAGAAGCUAGCUUCAGGAAAACAUUCCGAGAUCUGACUAAGUUCAGAGACGACGGUGAUCUUAUCUCCGGGGAGUUUCUCAGGAAGCUUGAGAUCUGUCACCGAGACUUAGGCACGAUGAUUGUUAAACUAGAGUCUACGAUGAAGGACAUCGACAAGAAGCUGAGACGUUUACGUGGAGGAAGAGCGGUUGUUGCGGCGGCGAUGAUCGCUCUAGUGGCCGUGGGAAAAAUCGUGGCGGGUAUCUUUGUACCUGUACCGGUUGAAGCAGUGACUAACUUUGCUGCUUCGAGGUGGAGAGAGUCGUCGGAAACUCUGAAACGGGAAAAGACAGCAGUGACGUCGAUGGAGAGGGAAACGAUGGUGGCUCUCAAGGAGGUUGAGAAGAUGAGCAGACUUGUGAGUAUGUUGGAGGCGGUGGAGAGAUCCAUUAGACUAACGGUGGACAUCGCCGUGAAUAAACGGUCGUCUGUGGCAUUUGCUAUGGGAGGGAUGGAGGAGGAACUGGAGAAAUUGAAGUCAACGCUCGUUGACCUAGACAGAGAGACCGGAAGGUGCGAUGGGUUUGUGCAGUUUGGACGUACAUUGACUCGAGACAGGAUCUUUGAGUUUCUGUCUUGCGGUGAGAAACGGUCAUAACAACUUUGUUGAAUUUCUAACUAUUUUUGUAGAUAUACAAACAUAUGAUAAAAUCUUAUUGUGUUUUGUAAAGUAGUUAGCUCAUCAUGAUUUUAGUAAUAAAAUGAAACUAAAUCAACAUAUGAUAAAAAUUCAUUAUCUUCCUAAUCCAUUUCUCUUUAAUGUUUCAAUCAUAAGUCAAAACUUUGCAUGAAACAAACCUUAACACAUUGUAGUUUUGGAUAAAGCUUUUGAUGUGAAAGAGUUACACAAAAUAUAAAUAAAGAACAAAACUAUGACAGAAAGAACAAAGCAAAACACUUUUGUAACCCUA
Molecule: messenger RNA, 3286 nt
Organism: Brassica napus (rape)
Lineage: Eukaryota; Viridiplantae; Streptophyta; Magnoliopsida; Brassicales; Brassicaceae
Product: UPF0496 protein At3g57100-like
Exons: 1
Coding region: 1951-2973 (340 amino acids)
Source: RefSeq, a predicted model, not a curated record